CUGCGGCAUCAUGGGCAGCGCCAGCCCAGGCCUGAGCAAUGUGUCCCCUGGCUGCCUGCUGCUGUCCCCAGAUGUGUCCCUGCGGACAGGUGUGGAGAAGGCAGCGGUGGUGGCAGCGGCAGCCGCGGGAACACCGGGCCCUGAGAAGCAGGAAUGGAGACCGAGCUCACCUGCCACCCCUGAGCAGGGCCUGUCUGCCUUCUACCUCUCCUACUUUAACAUGUACCCUGAGGAGGGCAGCUGGGUCACCAAAGUCCCCAUGGCCAGUGGCAGGGAGGAACCCCUGGAGGAACCAGAACAGUGCCCGGUCAUCGACAGCCAGGCCUCAGGGAGCAGCCUGGAUGAGCGGUCCCUGGAGCAGGUGCAGUCCAUGGUGGUGGGCGAGGUCCUGAAGGACAUCGAGACGGCAUGCAAGCUGCUCAACAUCACAGCAGACCCUGGGGACUGGAGCCCUGGGAACGUGCAGAAGUGGCUUCUGUGGACCGAGCACCAGUACCGGCUGCCUCCAGCAGGCAAGGCCUUUCAGGAACUGGGCGGCAAGGAGCUGUGUGCCAUGUCGGAGGAGCAGUUCCGCCAGCGCGCACCCUUGGGUGGGGACGUGCUGCAUGCCCACCUGGACAUCUGGAAGUCAGCGGCCUGGAUGAAGGAGAGGACCUCGCCUGGGGCCCUUCACUACUGUGCCGCCACCAGCGAGGAGGCCUGGACGGAUGGUGAGGUGGAUUCGUCGUGCUCCGGGCAGCCCAUCCACCUGUGGCAGUUCCUCAAAGAACUGCUGCUCAAGCCCCACAGCUACGGCCGCUUCAUCCGCUGGCUCAACAAGGAGAAAGGCAUCUUCAAAAUCGAGGACUCUGCGCAGGUGGCCCGGCUAUGGGGUGUGCGCAAGAACCGGCCGGCCAUGAACUACGACAAACUGAGCCGCUCCAUCCGCCAGUAUUACAAGAAGGGCAUCAUUCGCAAGCCCGACAUCUCUCAGCGCCUUGUCUACCAGUUUGUGCAUCCUGUCUGA
This is a messenger RNA of Acomys russatus (golden spiny mouse), 1006 nucleotides long. RefSeq names its product SAM pointed domain containing ETS transcription factor (gene Spdef). NCBI's taxonomy places the organism in Eukaryota, Metazoa, Chordata, Mammalia, Rodentia, Muridae. Gene Ontology annotation, molecular function: sequence-specific DNA binding; DNA-binding transcription factor activity, RNA polymerase II-specific. The transcript has 5 exons. Bases 11 to 1006 code for a protein of 331 amino acids. Gene Ontology annotation, biological process: regulation of transcription by RNA polymerase II; cell differentiation. The record is from RefSeq and is a predicted model, not a curated record. Gene Ontology annotation, cellular component: nucleus.